AUGGGUGAUGCCCGGUUGCCCGGGGGCUGGGCGCGCAAAAGUUUGACCAAGUACUGUACGUGGUACAUCGUCAACGGAUGGCUACCGCAUGAAGAGCCAGUCGUUCUUUGUCCUUCCAUGACCUGCAUCUUGCUACAAGGUGUUGGCAACAUUGGACACGAGCUGGGACAGAUUUCUUCGGCGAUGGGCGCCCAGGCGGGGAAGAUGGAAGAUGGGGUGGGCGAGGAGCAGUGA
This is a messenger RNA of Colletotrichum spaethianum, 234 nucleotides long. RefSeq lists its product as uncharacterized. The record is from RefSeq and is a predicted model, not a curated record. Bases 1 to 234 code for a protein of 77 amino acids. Lineage: Eukaryota; Fungi; Ascomycota; Sordariomycetes; Glomerellales; Glomerellaceae. The transcript has a single exon.